AUGACUGCCGAAGGGAUACCAAUUCAUAUAAAACAACCUAUGAUUCAUACGAUUAUGCCUGAAGAAAGCAUGCUUGACUCAAAAUCCGAGGUUUCAUCACCUGAAGCUUUACAGGAGACAUCAAAUGCUAUAUCUCUGAUAAUACAAUUUAUUUCGAUUGCUUUCAAUUUUAUGACUUCUAAAGAGUCUCCUCUACGAACUUUGUCUCCUGAAAUAACCUUCUUUUUGGAAGCUAUUAUAAACUUUUUUUCGACAACAUCAAAAAUUAAUUUAAUAUUAUAUUUAAUAAUUUUCUUCACAUGGAGUUAUCUACAAAAAUCUCCUUUAAUAUUGUUGAUUCUUGGAUGCACAUUUGGCUAUAUGCUACGAAACAAUUCGAAUACACCUAAUCAGAAAAUUUUUUGGAUGCAAGAAUCCUAUGUACAACAAAAUGCUCAAGAUUCUCUGCAGGCCACUAAAUAUGAAAAAGCAACUUCUUCAGAACUUUCUAUUACCCCUCGAGUAGAUGAUUCAUUAAACAAAGCAUUUGAUUUUAUUAUUCGGGAUAUAGUUGUUUUUUACUAUGAUCAAAUAAAUUUAGGCAAGGAUUCCGAAUUUCACAUUCAUGUACGAAAUGCCAUGAAUGUUAUGGCAAUGAAUUUGUCUUCAUGUCUCCAAAAUGCCGAUAAAGUAGAACUAGGGAUCAUGUCUAGCUUUGCUAUUGCAAAUAAUUUUAUUGUUCAUUUG
Molecule: messenger RNA, 726 nt
Organism: Scutellospora calospora
Lineage: Eukaryota; Fungi; Glomeromycota; Glomeromycetes; Diversisporales; Gigasporaceae
Source: the annotation of a GenBank genome assembly